Molecule: messenger RNA, 1802 nt
Organism: Ylistrum balloti
Lineage: Eukaryota; Metazoa; Mollusca; Bivalvia; Pectinida; Pectinidae
Product: cytochrome P450 4F6-like
Exons: 13
Coding region: 133-1650 (505 amino acids)
Molecular function (GO): oxidoreductase activity, acting on paired donors, with incorporation or reduction of molecular oxygen; heme binding; monooxygenase activity
Source: RefSeq, a predicted model, not a curated record
UCAUGUAUAAUCACUAUCGAUAGUAUGACAGACACAAGUUCCAAGUAGUACGAGUAAUGAUCGAUCGCGUCUGUUAUGUGAAACUGACUUCAACACAACGCUUGUACGGAAGCGGGCAGAUAACGGUUCAUCAUGGAUUUCGUUUUCCUAAUAAUUAGUUCUCUAUUGAUCUGUGCUUUAUUGUGGAAAGCCGUUGCCAUCAUCCAAACCUACCGAACAUAUAUAAGUAUAUACAAGUCCGAAAAGUUCCUGUCUAUAGGAAAGUUCCAUCCUAUCUGGGGACAUCUACACUUGAUUCCAGAAUUUUCAGAUUAUGUUUAUUUAGUACGAAAAGGUAUCAAAGAAACUGGGAAAAGAAUAAGUGGUGUGUGGCUUAUGUUUUUCUUCCCGAUACUGACAGCAUGUCAUCCAGAGACAGCUAAGGUUUUACUGAAGUCUUCAGAACCAAAACCGAAGAGGUUUGGAGAGGCAUAUUACACAAUUACACCAUGGCUAGGUGACGGGUUAGUUUUAAGUAAUGGCCGAAAGUGGGAAAGAAACCGGCGCCUAUUGACACCUGCCUUCCACUUUGAUGUAUUGAAGUCAUACGUCGACAUGUAUAACCAAGUAUUUGAUAUAUUUCUGAAUAACAUGGGAAAAGCUGCACAAGCUGGUAAAGGUGUUGAAGUACAAGAACCUCUUAUAAUAGCUGCUCUUGAUACCAUGCUGAGAUCUGCUUUUUCGUAUGACUCUCACGUACAAGAACAAAGUACCAAACAUCCGUACGUUGAAGGCGUCAGACGACUGACAUACCUCACUACUUACAGAACAUUGAGACCAUGGUUAUAUCCAGAAUUCCUUUUUAAAUUAUCCGCAGCUGGAAGAGAAUAUUUCUCUCAUACAAAAUACAUACACGAGUUCGAUGAGAAAGUCAUAAGAGAUAGAAGGGCAUCUUUGAAAUCGAAACCAUUAGCGUCAUAUAAACGCCGACUGGAUUUCCUAGACAUUCUGCUGACCGCCCGGGAUGAGCAAGGCAAAGGACUGACAGAUCGUGAGGUUAGAGACGAGGUUGACACCUUCCUGUUUGCUGGUCACGAUACCACUUCCGCUGCUCUUGGUUGGGCUACGUAUUUGCUUGCACAGCAUCCCGUUGAACAACAAAAAGUAUAUGAGGAAGUUAUGCAUGUAGUUGGGGACAAACCAAGUGUGGAAUGGUCGGAUAUACAAGCUCUACAAAGACUUCCAUUGUUCAUUAAAGAGACAUUAAGAAUGUAUAAUCCAGUCCCUCUCAUCUCCAGAGUUACAACGCAUGAUACUGAAAUUGACGGAAUGAUAAUUCCAGCUAACAAUCAAAUCACGAUUCUCAUUGACGCGUUGAAUCAUCGACAGGAUGUCUGGAAAGAUCCCGAGACUUUUAGACCAGACAGAUUUAUGGAUGACUCAGACAGAGAUCCAUAUAGUUUUGUACCUUUCUCAGCAGGUCCAAGGAAUUGCAUUGGACAAAACUUUGCCAUGAAUGAAAUGAAAGUAGCGCUUGCCAAAUUAGUUCAAAGAUUCCGCCUACUUCCUGAUACUGACCACUCACCGAUAUUAUCAUACGAAGGAAUACUACGCUCGAAGUCUGGUCUCUGGGUUAAACUUGAAAAUAGAACUGAAGACAUCGGUUCUUAAUAUACUCUGUUAACUAGUCUCCUCAACUGUUUAACGGGGAACAAAUAUUCCAUCUGUGCUCCUCAUGGUUAUUAAAUGCAAUGAUGCCAAAUAUGUCUUCUACGAUAACUUGGCGGAUAAAAACUCGGUUGGUCACGUGUCACGAUACAAAG